GCUGGUACCACUUCUCAAUCAGUAUUUAGGAAUUUUGAUGCGAUGUGGUCGCGGACCAACAACGUGAUAAAACUUUUUGGAAUAUUUUUAAGCUGCUGGGUUACGAAAUAUGCCGAGAGACAAAUAACUUAUUAAUAAUGAUGGAAUUUUCUGUUUGCACCCAAAAUAAGACACAUAGCUGUGAAUAAUCUUAAAGCGUCCACUACUGAAGUACGACAAGAAGUUCAGCCUCAUUUUAUAUUACCGGGUCUUUUGAUCGAAAGUUGGAGAGCAAAUAGUUAAAUUAGUGUGGGAUAUCUUAUUUUGACAAACAUAUAUUCUAAAACGUUGCUAAACUUGACUGUGUGAUAACAUAUCAGUGCGAGAAUAUGGAUAUUUUCUUCUUUUGAAAAGUGCUGCUGGAGGUAUGGUUACGUCGGCGCUGUAUUUGUACAGUAUCUAGUCUGCACAGUACAUGGAGUCAAUAGUAAGAUCCUCUUCAACUCAAGACUUUGGAAGUCAUCACGCGAUUUGUUUCCUAUCAACCCCUCUGAAAGUUACGCUUUUCGUAGACGUUUAUCAUAUAGAAAGCCCAGGGAAUGUCUCUUGAUUUUAUAGCAGGAUGGUUUGGAGGCGUUGCGGGAGUAUUGGUUGGUCACCCCCUGGACAGCGUAAAAGUCCUUCUCCAAUCCCAGGACCUCCGCAACCCGAAGUAUAAAGGGAGCAUCCACUGCUUCACGACUUUGCUGAAGACCGAUGGGGUGCGAGGCCUCUAUAGGGGUGUCACCAGCCCCCUUAUGGGUGUCGCAGGAGUGAACGCCAUCGUAUUUGGGGUAUACGGCACGUGCCUUCGUAACAUAUCAGAUCCGGACUCGCUCAAGUCGCAUGCGAUGGCAGGUGCAGCUGCAGGGUUGUUGCAGAGCUUUGUUUGUGGACCUGUGGAGCUGGUUAAGUCCAGAAUGCAGGUAGCUACUGAUGGUUGCCAGAGCACUUACCAAUGCUUCAAGAACAUAUACAAGAAGGAGGGCGUUAAAGGACUGAACAGAGGUAUCACGCUAACCAUACUUAGGGAGGUACCUUCGUUUGCAAGUUACUUCUUUGUAUAUGAAUACCUUACAAGAUCAGAAAACCCAGAACCUCCUUCUACACCUAGGAUGCUGUGUGCCGGAGGUGUCGCAGGUGUGUUCACGUGGCUGAUCUCCUACCCCGCGGAUGUCUUGAAAACCCGUAUGCAAGUCGACUCCCGCUACAAAUCAUCCUACGACUGCCUCAAAAAGUCCCUAAAGGCUGACGGCGUGGCGUGCCUCUUCCAAGGACUGACACCCACACUUAUCAGGGCCUUCCCUGUGAACGCUGUCACGUUUACUGUAGUUGCAUGGACCAUGCGACUGUUGGAAGGAGGCAUUCCAAUGCCGAAACAGUUCUUGGAGAAAUAUGCUAACGUUGUAGAGACUAUUCAUCUUGGAGAAUGUGAACCCUUGUGAUUAGAGAGAGACUGAAGUGUUUCUGAGUGGUUUACAGAGAUGUUGCUGGUAUAACUUCAAGCUGAAUGCAUCUGGGUUUAGAUUAUGGUCUCGAUCAUCUGGACAGACUCUUAGACUCAUUUCACUAGACUAUUUAUUUUCAUAGAGCAUCCUUAUUGAUGACAAUAAGAUUUAACGAAGAUUGAGAUGCAUGGUGACGUAGCUUCAUGGCCUGACAUCUCUGAUUACAUACAGAUGUGAUAGCUACAAGCUGUCGGUCUCUAUGAUGUUUGUAUCACCACCUAUUUAAUAUCUCACUUAAAUACUAAAUAAACUUAGCUUUGACAAUCUCUUGAGAGAAACGCCUCAAAUUACACCACACACGUUUUUUAAAGCAUGAACUGCCGUUUCGAAAUCAUUGAAUGUGAUUCAGUGACAGAGACGGAAAUCUCAACGCAACGUACCUAAUUUUUGACUGGCUGUCGUCUCUGGUAGUGCGCCAACUUGAGUUCUAUGCGUUUGCUAGGAUUUACUGUCAAUUGUAAUUGUGAAAUUUUGGGAUAUUCGAUUCACUUACUUCUACUGUUGUUGGUGGUUAUUAUAAUAAACAACGCUCUUCAAAUAUAAUCUUGCCUAAAUGCACGAGGACAAACGAUUUUCUUGCCUCCGUAGCUGACGUAUAACAUUCGUGACCUCAGGCUAAUGUAGCGUAACCACCCCUGGGAAGAAUUCCCCGGAAGCCCAUGGAAUUAGGCAGGGAAUGCGCCAAACAGUUGGGGACACGAAUAUCAAAGGGAGAGACAGUAACUGUCGAUUGUGUAUAAUCUGUCAUCGUACUUUGCGAUGACACAAAAUAGCCAAAUCGCAUUAGUAGUAGUUAUGAAUGUUGUGAGAUGAAUGGUUAUUAUGGAACCCAGUCAUUCUGGCUCAGAUAACACUUGUACGAUGUAUAAGGUACUCUUGAACUUUGAAUUAUCACUGUUCUUCGGUCUUUUUGUAUGAAAUACGCUGAAUGAGACGUAUGAAUAAAAAAUUGGGUUCAUACUAGCUAACACCUCACAAAGCUUAGUAUAUUCUGUACAUUCAGGAUCAUACACGGAUGCUAACAGAGUUUAUCAGGAUAAAUAAAUAUACAGUUAAGAAUAUUUAGGUACCUUAGGAGCUCAAUUUUUGCAGACACCUACAGAGGAUUAAUUACUGUUUCUUUCCUGUACAAUGAUGGAAAAUAUGGAUAUUUUUGUCUGAUUCUAGAGAUGUUUCAGAAGCUAAAGUUCAAUGAACCGAUAUUGAGCUAAAGGCAAUUCGAACGAAAAGGAAAAUCACUCAUGUAUUAUACUGUUCAGUUAGACCUCCAACGUACGCAGCAGAUUUUUUUUUAAAAAUAAGGUAAACUAGUUAACUUUGGUUUGCUUUUGGCGUCUUUGCUUUUGGAAAGGGUGGCAAGUGUCCACGUAUGGAUUUUUGUGUUGAUUGUAACGUUAAUAAUUAUUUAAGUUAUUGUAUGCCUUUAGAUUAAUAAUCUUUUUCAUUUAAUAAACGACUGUUACCGACUCCUACUGUAUACCUUAGACCAAAUUCCAAUGUUCUCAGUAGUAUAGAACUAGGUAAAUAGAAACAAGCCUAACAUCAUUAUUUCUAAGGCUUACGACUAAUACACCGCGACGUUCAACGGAAUGUUUGGAUAGUGCUUGUCAAACUUACAUAAGCAAGCAGAGUCCACUACAAUGAUAAUCCUCCCGGAAAUCUGGUUAGAAGAUAUUUUUUUCAGAUGAUUGAUGCUCACUACAUUUAUGUACGUUG
This is a messenger RNA of Acanthoscelides obtectus, 3242 nucleotides long. Lineage: Eukaryota; Metazoa; Arthropoda; Insecta; Coleoptera; Chrysomelidae. The record is from the annotation of a GenBank genome assembly.